AUGGAUUACAGUUUGGCAGCGUUGAAGCUUUUAUGCUCACAGCUUAAAGACGCUCGAGAAGUUUCCUCCGGAACACUUCAAAAUAGUUUCACCCUCGGACCCAUCCUCUUCCAACGCGCUUGGUUACAGGGCAUUCUGGUGUCCUCCGACGGCGGCGGACCUUUUUUUCUUGACGAUGGAACUGGCGUCAUCGAACUCUCUCUCUCCGGCGAGUUCCGUCAACGUCAAUUGAAAGCUGGAAUGUAUGUGAUGGUCGUCGGAGGGUACUUUUUACGUGCGGCGGGAGAGCCUUCCGUCAUCAAGGUUCACAAGAUUGUUGAUCUUUCAUCAUCCCCAGACCGAGAAGCAAUGUGGUAUCUCGAAGUUAUUGAGGCAUACAAAUUGUUCUAUCAGCCUCUUAUGGAUGAAUUUAACUGA
Molecule: messenger RNA, 417 nt
Organism: Lathyrus sativus (Indian pea)
Lineage: Eukaryota; Viridiplantae; Streptophyta; Magnoliopsida; Fabales; Fabaceae
Source: the annotation of a GenBank genome assembly